AUGCCUGCUGUUGGUACACCAGCUCGUUGGCAGCUAGGCGAUUCCCACAACUUGGACUUCGAGGUUUCCUUGAUGCAGCAUCUCUACAAGCGUAUGACUAUGCUAGUCCCGGAUGCUAACAGUUGUGACAAGAUCUCCAACAGAGCUCUAGGUGCACCCUUUAUUAUGAUGAAGCGCCUACCUAGCGUUCCAUCCCACGAUAUCUGGUAUGAAGAUGGACGUCGAAACCAUCUCUCGGCUAGCCGCAUCUCACCAGAGACAGAGGUAAAGCAGGUUAAUAUGCUCCGCUCACUUGCUAAAUUCAUGGCACAGCUACAAUUUCUAGAAUUCAAUUGCCUUGGUAUUCCGAUCUUCAACAACGGUGCAGUUCUUAUCCAUUCCCAAUCUGUUUCACCUCCGCAACAUAACUCGAUGAUCCCUACGUCAUGGACUGUGUUGACAUCACGACUUCCACAAAACGUGCACAAAAUGCCCGCACCCCUAACCAUAGUCGUCACCGGCUCCAACCGCGGAAUCGGCCAAGGAAUAAUCCACCUCCUCUCCAAAACCCAACACCCACGCCCUCUUACCAUAUACGCCACAUCCCGCAGCGGCACCGCCCUGUCCAUCUCGGCCAUCCCCCCCAACGAAAUCCACUAUGCUAAACUAGACAUCACCUCCAUCGCCUCUAUCAAUGCCUUCCUACGAACCACGCUGCCGGAAACCGGGAAAAUCGACGUCCUCAUCAACAACGCGGGCAUAAACAACAACAAAAAUGAAACCGCCGACACAGCCGCCCAAACAAUUGAUGUAAACUACCACAGUACGAAAACUAUAUGCAAAAUUUUCCUCCACGAGGGAAAGAUGAAGGACACACAAGGCGCACGCAUCGUAAACGUUAGUAGUACAGCAUCGGCUCUCUCAAAUUAUCCUGCAUCUACGCAAUCGCGCUUUCACUCAGUCAAGACGGUUUCAGAUAUUAACGUUUUAGCCGACAAAUAUGUCAGCUCUGUUAGAUCUAACAGUCAGGAAGCUGCUGGCUUUGGAGCGCCGCCGAAAUCUUAUCAGGUUAGCAAGGCACUUGUGAAUGCGCUUACUGUGGUGCUGGCGAGGGAGAACGAGGAGGCCGCCGAAGACGUUGGAGGAGGGGGCGAGGAUUCCGGUUAG
Pyrenophora tritici-repentis Pt-1C-BFP is the source of this 1146-nucleotide messenger RNA. Its product is annotated as FabG, Dehydrogenase with different specificities (related to short-chain alcohol dehydrogenase). The record is from RefSeq and is a predicted model, not a curated record. Gene Ontology annotation, molecular function: oxidoreductase activity. NCBI's taxonomy places the organism in Eukaryota, Fungi, Ascomycota, Dothideomycetes, Pleosporales, Pleosporaceae.